Molecule: messenger RNA, 1770 nt
Organism: Pectinophora gossypiella (pink bollworm)
Lineage: Eukaryota; Metazoa; Arthropoda; Insecta; Lepidoptera; Gelechiidae
Exons: 3
Coding region: 1-1770 (589 amino acids)
Source: RefSeq, a predicted model, not a curated record
AUGCAGAAACCUGAAGUAGCUCCCAAUAUGAAAAGUAUUAACAUCAGUGGCUUCAGAGAGGAUUUUGGGCAAAGAAUGGUAGACUUUCCAAACGACCUGACAGACAGCGACAGUAAAUGGGAAUACGUCAAGAAGAUGAUAGAGGAGACAGCUAGGGAUAAUAAGCUAGCGAAACCCGCUAUGAAAGAUUUCAUCACACCUGAGACGGCCCGAAUCAUCCUUCAGAGACGUGAUCUAAAGGAGAACGGUAUAUGUUCUACUGAAGAUCAUCAGCGGUAUUCAGAACUAAGCCGCCAAGUUCAACUAUGCUGUCGGAAAGACUACGAUAACCACAUCAACCAAAUCUGUCUUGAAGUUGAACAGCACUCGCUGAAAAACGAGUCCAGAUAUCUUUUUCAAAAAGUAAAAGAAUUGACGGGAACACGUAAACCGAGAACAUGCACCAUUGAAGACAUGGACGGAUGUCUACUUACAAAUGUGGCGGACGUGUUGGAACGCUGGAAGAACUAUUGCGCGGUGUUAUAUGACACGGGACAGCCCUCUAGCGCUAUUAUUACAUGGUCAACAGACGAACCUGAUAUCCUGCCAUCGGAAGUUGAUUAUGCCAUCAAAAUUCUUAAGUGCAAAAAGUCUCCGGGUAAAGACGCUAUUACAGCCGAAAUACCCGAAGAGCAGGCAGGUUUCGUCAGGGGCAAAGGGACGCGGGAACAAAUACUGAACGUUCGCCAAGUCAUCGAGAAGAGCAGGGAAUUCAAUAGCCCUGUGGUCCUUUGCUUUAUUGACUAUACAAAAGCCUUUGACUGCGUGCAAUGGGAUAAACUGUGGAGUGUGCUACUUGAAAUGGGAGCUCCUGAACACCUCGUUGCCUUAAUACAGAGUCUGUACACGGGGAACCGUUCUUUCAUAAGAAUAGGCACCGAAUGCUCUAAUAUGUUCCAGACGAAGAAAGGAGUGAGACAAGGCUGCAUUUUGUCUACUGCACUUUUUAACAUAUAUGGAGAAUACAUUAUUCGGAAAACUAUAGAAAACUGGGAAAAGGGUUUCCCCAUAGGGGGGAAGAGACUAUCGAAUCUCCGGUAUGCCGACGACACCGUUCUCUUGGCAACGUCCAUUGAAGAGAUGAGUGAGCUAUUUCAAAGACUCGAGCUGGAGAGUGGCAACAUUGGUCUCGAGGUGAACAGAAGAAAAACAAAGGUGAUGAUAGUGGAUCGAGCCGGAAAGCUAACAAAUAUCACCUGCAACAUUCCUGGUAUUAGCAUCGUCGACCGCUACGUUUACCUGGGCUCCCAAAUUUGCAAUGAUGGCAGCUGUGUCCCGGAGAUAAAAAGGCGCAUCGGGAUGGCAAAGGAUGCUAUGACCCGUUUAAACAACGUAUGGAAGAAACGAGGAAUCGGUAUCAAAACCAAGAUGAGAUUGAUACGAGCCCUGGUAUUCCCUAUCUUCCUGUACGGAGUAGAAACGUGGACAAUCCUGGCCCGAGAAAGACAAAGGAUUGAUGCACUGGAGAUGUGGUGUUGGAGGCGAAUGCUAAGAAUACCUUGGACUGCGAAGCGCACUAAUGCAUCGAUCAUGACCCAGCUCCAAAUAAAAACUCGUCUAUCCACUAUAUGCCAACAACGCAUCCUUUCUUAUUUCGGCCACACGAUGCGCAGAGGUGAUGACAGUUUAGAGAAGCUGAUUGUGGAAAUGGAUCGCAACCUGGCCCAUCUAAUUCAGGAAAUGAUCCACCAGCCGGACCUUCAAGUACGCAUACAACUGGACAUGAAAUAA